Messenger RNA from Bolinopsis microptera, 831 nucleotides. RefSeq lists its product as uncharacterized. The record is from RefSeq and is a predicted model, not a curated record. Lineage: Eukaryota; Metazoa; Ctenophora; Tentaculata; Lobata; Bolinopsidae. The transcript is spliced from 4 exons. The coding region runs from base 34 to 645 and encodes 203 amino acids.
AUAAUGUAGAUGAUAAAGUAGACGAGAAAGUAGAUGGGAGCGGGUGCAUCCUCGCAGAAAGGUGAGGCCCUAAUUAAGAUACACUACCCCAAGGAGAGCAUCGCUGAAAUAAGUCGCCAGAGCAAACUGUCUUUUGUAGCUGUGCUGAGAGAGUGGCAGAGAUGGAGCGAGAUGGGCUGUGACGAGGACGGUAUUUUGUCAGUAGAUCGGUUGCGUGCGGAGUAUGAAGGUGAUGUUAUCAUGUAUCGAGUUAUUGAUAGCAUUCCGACCACGGCAGACGGUGAAAUCAGUUUCACAGAUUUCUGUCGAAUCCUGUACAUUUGGCAAACUAUGACUAUGGAAGAGAGACUGCAGACUCUAUUCCAGAUACUGAAUAAUGGAGAUCCACUGACCGCUGAGACAGUAACCGAGGUUAUAAGAGCCGUCCGACCUGACACUGAGGAUUUAGAUCAGAUCAGAAUGAUAGCCGCUCAAAUGCCUGCCUCCCUCGCUUGUUUAGGAACUUCAGUAAUUGACGAAGAAGAUUUCGUGGCGUGGGCUAAAAAUCUGCCAUUGGAGGAACUUUCCGUGAAACUGGGAGGUUUUACAAUUAUAGAUCAGCGAGUUAUGGCAGCAAUGGAGGAACAGGCAGCCCGACAACCAUGAAAAUAUGUUAUCUAAGUAUUUAAGUUUAUUCAGUUAUUUUAUGGUAAAACACUUAAGUUCAAUGUUUAUAUUUCAGAUAUCUGUUAAAAUCGGCGUUUCCGGUCGAAUGAUAGUGUUGGUCACAAGUUUUUAAGAUGUAUAUAAUAUUAGGUACUGUACAAAGUGUAUUAUAAAUGUUAAAUUAUG